Messenger RNA from Naegleria lovaniensis, 555 nucleotides. RefSeq lists its product as uncharacterized. NCBI's taxonomy places the organism in Eukaryota, Heterolobosea, Eutetramitea, Acrasida, Naegleriidae. The record is from RefSeq and is a predicted model, not a curated record. The transcript is spliced from 2 exons. Bases 1 to 555 code for a protein of 184 amino acids.
AUGUUUGAGACAACUCUACUGUUUCUCAUCUUGUUUGUAAAUUGUGAAUUCUGUGAAAUUACGAGUUCUCCACAAACUCCUGCAUCUGACAUCACGUCAGAAAUCUUUCUUCAGCAAGAACAUCAGCAACAACGAGAUGAUCACGCUGAACAAGUCUACACGGGAGAGCAAUUGAAAAUUAUUCAAAUGAAACAACAUGCAUUGAAGAAGGUCAUUCAAAUCUUGAUGGCCAUUUCAGUCUCGAUGGGGGGUCAAUUUGUGGCAGUUUCAUGCAUUCCAUUGUAUUUCUUGAACAAGUAUGUGGCGUUAGGAUUUUAUGCUUUGCAUAAUUCAACCAUUGCGGCAUUAGUGAUCAUGUUCUUGAUGACGCAUCCAAGAGUGGAGGAAAUGCAGAAAUUGUUUGUGGCGAACGGAAAGAAAUGGUUUGGCAGAAAUCGAGGAUCCUCUUUUGAAUCCAAACUGAAUUGUACACUUCCUGACUUGUCCAACACGUACAACUUUGCAAGGGUACCACUAUUGUCCUUCUUAAUUUCGUCAAUGACUCUCAUGGCCUGA